Messenger RNA from Aspergillus bombycis, 174 nucleotides. RefSeq names its product putative TOM core complex subunit Tom6. The record is from RefSeq and is a predicted model, not a curated record. The coding region runs from base 1 to 174 and encodes 57 amino acids. Gene Ontology annotation, biological process: protein import into mitochondrial matrix. The transcript is spliced from 2 exons. NCBI's taxonomy places the organism in Eukaryota, Fungi, Ascomycota, Eurotiomycetes, Eurotiales, Aspergillaceae. Gene Ontology annotation, cellular component: mitochondrial outer membrane translocase complex.
AUGGCUCCCAGACAACGCGUCGUCUCUGCCCACCAGGAAAAGAGCUUUUUGGGUGCCGCCUACGAUGAAGUCACUCAUCCUGAGAACGCCACCAUCGUGAGAAGUGUUCUUGUCUUCGGCGCCGGUGUCGCUUUCCUUUACAGCUCUCUCAGCGAACUCCUGCUCCCUCCGUAA